Messenger RNA from Monoraphidium neglectum, 2346 nucleotides. RefSeq lists its product as hypothetical. The coding region runs from base 1 to 2346 and encodes 781 amino acids. Lineage: Eukaryota; Viridiplantae; Chlorophyta; Chlorophyceae; Sphaeropleales; Selenastraceae. The record is from RefSeq and is a predicted model, not a curated record. The transcript is spliced from 5 exons.
AUGGCUAAGCUUAGUGCCCGCAUUGCGGUCCUGGUGCUGCUGUUCAGCGCGACUGCUCUCGCGGGGCCCCUGCGCACCGCUGGCGUGACCAAACCCCUGCCCAGCGCCACCAGCCGCCGGCUGACAAGCCAGGCAGAUUUCUUCGGCGGACGCCAGUUCGGCGGACAGCAGUUUGGAGGCUUGCACCACGGCUCGGCCGCUGACCAGGCUGCAACCAUCACCAGCGCCACAGAGGCCGCCACUGAGAACGCCUUGCAAUCCGCCGACGCCAGGGCCGCAGCCAUCGCCUCCGGCGCUCCAGGGGCGCAGCCCUCUGGCGAGAGGGGUGACCCCACCGUCAGCGGCCUCAUCCGCACCGACCCGCUCGCCGCUGCGCGCGCCAUUGCGGGGCCCGGCAUGGACGCGGAUAAGGCCGCGUGGUCCCUCAUGAGCGCAGCAGAGUCUGGCGCCGCAGCUGACGUGGGCAAAGUGUUCGCCCACACCGCGGGCCUGGACCAGGGCUGCUUCACUGAACUGCUGACGAAGAGCGCAGCCACAGCCAUGGCUGAGGAUGCCGACAUGCAGGCAGGCUUUGUGUCAGCCACGGCGGCGGCGUUUGGGGCGGCGAAUGCACAGGGCAAUUCGCUGCGUUUUGCCUUGGGAACAGCCGACGCGAUGGCGCAGGCGCGCGGCGAGCUCAGCUCGGACCUUACCAACUUGGUUGGCUCGGCCAUGGCCAAGGCCGUGGCCACUGGUGACGACGGCGCAGUCGUGGAGGCCACCGCCACCGUGUUCUGCAGCGCCACCACAGCUCAGGCCAAGGCGUGGAGCGAGGCGGUGGCGCAGAGCGUGAAGGUCAACCCUGUGACGGGCUGCGCGAUCGUUCAGCGCAUGGUGGCGCGGUCCCAGGCCACGUGCACCAAUGGUGUGGCCUCCACCAAUGCUCAGAGCUUUGUGACUCGCCAGGUGCUGCCUGGUUCAUGCAACGUCCUUGGCGCGGCUGCUGGCGGCUCCGUCCCCGUCCAGCAGCAACAGCAGCCACAGCAGCAGCAGCCGCUGCAGCAGCCGCUGCAGCAGGUGCAGCAGCCGCUGCAGCAGGUGCAGCAGCCGCAGCAGCAGCAAGCUGCGCUGCCAAUGCUGCAGGCCAACAACGCCGGCGCUUGGAGCAACAUGGUGGGCGGCGGCUUCCCUGGCGGCAUGGUCACUGGCGGAGCCCGCGCGUUUGCCACUGCGCAGAGCUCGACCCUCCUGCUGGUGCUGUGCAGCAGCGGCACCCUGGCCGCGCCCCUGCGCACCGCCGGCGUGUCCACACCCCUGCCCAGUGCCGCCAAUGGACGCCGGCUGCUGGGGCAAGACUGGGGUGGGCGAGGACGCCUGUUCAACUUCUUCGCCAACCGCUGGCUGGCACGCCGCGGCGUCACCCCUGCGACUACGGUGGCUCCAUCCACGGCCACAGCCACCGCCACCGCCGCGGCGGGGACGCAGCACGCAGCCCCCAGCGGGGACCCCACUGUCAGCCGCCUCAUCCGCGCCGACCCACUCGCCGCGGCGCGUGCCAUCACGGGGCCCGGCAUGGACAUGGACCAGGCCGCGUGGUCGCUGAUGAGCGCGGCAGAGUCUGGCGCCGCAGCGGACGUUGGCAAAGUGCUUGCCCACACCGCGGGCCUGGACCAGGGCUGCUUUACUGAAGUGUAUGCGAAGAGCGCAGCCACUGCAAUGCACGAGGGCGCCGACAUGGAGGCCGGCUUCGUGUCAGCCACAGCGGCGGCGUUUGGGGCGGCGAGCGCACAGGGCAGCACGCAGCGCUUUGCCCUGGGGGCAGCCGACGCCGUGGCGCAGGCACGCGACGCGUGGGGCGGGAAGUUUGGCUCUGAGUUUUCCAGCAUGGUCGGUUCCGCCAUGGCCAAGGCCGUGGCUGACGGCAACGGUGGCGCAGUCGUGGAGGCCACUGCCACCGUGUUCUGCAGCGCCACCACCGCACAGGCCCAGGCGUGGAGCGAGGCGGUGGCGCAGAGCGUGAGGGUCAACCCCGCAACAGGCUGCGUGAUUGUUCAGCGCGUGGUGGCACGCGCCCAGGCCAUGUGCACUAACGGUGUGGCCACCAGCAAUGCUCAGAGCUUUGUGAACAGCCAAGUGUUGCCUGGUUCGUGCAAUGUCCUUGGCUCGGCGCCCGGAAGCUCCUUUCAGCAGCAGCAGCAGCAGCAGCAGCAGCAGCAGCAGCAGCAGCAGCAGCAGCAGCAGCAGCAGCAGCAGCAGCAGCAGCAGCAGCAGCAGCAGCAGCAGCAGUGGCCGCAGCAGCAGAUCGUGCAGGCUCAGGCUCAGGCCAUGGCCACAGCUGGCCCCUCAUUCCUGAACAGCAGACAUUGA